AUGUUGAAAUUUAUAGCUUUAAAGCCGAAUCCUGAAAGCAAAGUCCCAAGGAUACAAAAACUCCUUGAUAUGAUCAGCGGGGACAAAAAUGAAGGAUUCUAUAAGCUUGCAAAUUCUUUAUUUCAUUCAAAUAAUUUAAAUCCUCAAUAUUCUCUUAUAGCCUUUCAAGAUAUUAUCUCUCUUGCACCACUUAACGGCACAAUGCCAUAUGAAGAAGAGAAAAUAAGUCCACUUUCUUCUUAUAAAUGGCUAUAUUUAAUUUAUUCGCUUUCAGUCAAACAGCUUACAACAGAUUUAGAACUAGAAGUAGGUAGAAUCGAAUAUUUAUUCACUCAAUUUUUAUUUUAUAUCGAAAAGUCAGAUUAUUCUAAGCCAUUUGUUUUACCUUUCAUUUGUGGAAUACUUAGUGUCGCCGCUCACAUUCUUGACAAGCUAGACAAGAAGUUUUUCCCUCAUAAUUUCGUUUCAGACCAUGCUUUUCAAUUAUUAUUUAAAUUAUUCCAACUCGAGAUCGUUUCUGAUACAGAAAAGACUAUUGCUACAGCUGAUUUUUCAGAACCGAACAUUUUUGCCUUCUGUUUACCUUUGAGUUUGGAAUUUAUUUCUCCACUCAAUGUUUUUCAAGAUAUGAAGACUCUUCUCUCAGCUUCUGUUCUUCGUGUCCUCAUCAGAAUACUUCCUGUUGCAUUACCAUCCAAUCUUUCUGAGUUCAAAAACCUAAUUCAACCUUUUGCUGUCAGUGGAGUUACGAAACAAGCCGGGGAAGCCGCUCUUAUACUUCUUUUCAAAGGAAAUGAAGAUGCCGCGUUCAAAUUCUCAGACCAAAUAUGUUAUUCUUCACUUGUCAAAAUUAUCGAAGAACUUUACAAGACAUCGAACAAAUUCUCUGUUUCUUUAUCAUAUUCAGACUCCAUAACCCUCUCCAAGCAGCUCAAAGGCCUCAACGACAUCUCAAUUAUCAGACCUCAAAAUUGGGUGAACUAUUUACACGAAAAUUCCGAACUAUCAACAAUACUAUGUUCCAUAGCUACCAGCGGAUACAACCAGGACUUCAUUGUUGCAACAGUUACUUUAUUAAGAAUCGGUGAAGUGAAAUUAACUCAUGAUUUGAUAUUAUUCCUACUACAGUUGCUUAUAUCAUCAUCUCUUCCUGUUCUGAGAGACGAAUCCAGCAAAUUGCUCUUAUUAAAUUAUGAAGAAAUUAUAUCCGAAAUUCCGAAGAUUCUUCCCGAAGUUUCUAACUGCGGAUCUCAUAGUGAAACAUUUUUCUCCUUCCUGAAAGAGUUAGUUCCUAAACUUGGCGACAAAUCUGCUGAUUUAAUUAAAUCAAUCCAAAAUUCAAUAGUUUGCGAAACCAAUUCUUUGAAGAAGCUUCCCAAUUCAUUCCUUUACUCGCAGAUCUCCCAAUACAUAGAUUUCCCAGCAUCAUAUUUAGAUACUCGACCAUGUAUGAUCUGCAACAAUCCAGAGAUCAAAGCAACAAGAUAUAUGUUAUCAGACAUCAGAGAAUUCAUCAAAUUCUCACACGACCAAUUAUUUGUCAAAUUCAAUACACCGUUAAUUUUACAAAGUAUUGAUUUGAAUUUUUACGCGAAGAAAACAACGAGAUUACCUCGAAUUGUUGAAGUCUAUGUCAGUUCACAAGAAUUGAAUGAUCCAAAUGAACUGAAAUCGAAGAAACCACAAUGGUCACAUGUCUGUGAUUUAGAAUUCGAAAGGGAUUCUAAUACAGCGAAAGUUGAUUUUCCUUUGAGUUUAUUUGCCACGUGUAUUCAAUUCCAUUAUACAGAAUUUUGGGAAGAAGCAGAAGGACAAAGACUUUCAUGUCCACUUUGUCAUAAUGGAAAACCAGAUCCAAGGUCCGGAUUAUGUCCAAACUGUCAUGAAAACAUUUAUCAAUGCAGGGAUUGCAGAUACACAAACUAUGAACAUUUGGAUGGUUUCCUUUGCGCUGAAUGCGGAUCAAGUCCAUAUUGUAAUUUCGAAACACAUGUUACAGCAAUAAGAUCUUUCUCUCACACUCACAUUUCUAAUGAAAAUGAGUGCGACACGAGUUUGUCAAAAGCUGACGAACUACUCGCUGAAGCACAUAAAUACUUCAGCCAGUUAUCCAAUUACAAGAAAGAUAUUGAUAAUGUUAUUUCACCAACAAAUAAUUUGACAGUGUCAGAAAAAACAAAUAAAUUGCAAGAUUUGUAUAAUGAAAAGUGCCGAAAUCUUUUCAACCAGUUGACACAAGUUGUACAACAUGUUUGCUCUAUAAGAAGUGCUGUUGGAAAAUAUAAGAAUAGAAUAACAAAUAGUUUGUCGCAUGCUGAUUUUAAUUCUUGUUAUAAUUGCAGAAAAACUUAUCUUCUUAAUUCACUUCACUUCUUAGGUGAACUGACCACUUUACCAGAAACUAUAUUGCAGCAAGUUGAAAUACCGAAAUUGCUCAUUUCUUUCUCUGAUGAUCCUUUGUUUGGAUCGACUUCAAUCAAGAGUUUGACAAAUUAUUGUAAAAUUAAUAUAAAUCUGACAAAUAACAUUUUGUCACUUUUCAAACAAAAUCUUCCAAAUCCAAGUCCAGCGUUAGUUAAUUUAGUUUGUUCUCUACAGGAAAUUGAUGAUGGAUACAAACAACAGAGAUUAGAAACUUUAGUUAACUGUUUGAAUUAUUGUUUUGAAUUUUUGACUUCAUCUCCUUCUUUCACUUCACUUGUAUUUCAACCAAUCUUUGAAUCCAUCUGCAAGUCACCAUUGAUUAUCAGACAGAAAGAGAAAUACUUGAAAUACAAGAUUUUGAAGGAAUUUUCGUCAAAAAUCAAUCUCAAAAGAAAUUAUACACUUUGCUUGGAUUUGUUCGAUGAAAAACUAAUGAAAGUGUUAUUGGUUGAAUGCACAAACCAGUCUGUCCGCCAAAUCUUCAGCUGCUUAUUAAAAGACACUUCAGAAAUUUCACAUGAAAUUAAACUCAAAAUUUAUGAGAACUCAUUGAAAAUUUUGAGAGAAUUCAAAUAUUUCAGUGAACAGCAGAUUGAACUUUAUAAUCUUCUCCAAGAGAUAUUGAACACAGACAAGCAGAUCAAGUACAAAGCUUUCCAUGAUGGUUUCUUCACAACAAUUUGUCACUUUUUGGAAAAUGAAGUUGACAAAACCGUCAAAACUGAAGGUGAAUUAGUUUUAGACUUAAAUGUUGGUAUUGGCAUCAAACAGAUUACUAAUUUGAUCCUUUGUUUCACGAGGAACCAAGUAAUUUCCAGAUUUAUCAUCAUUAAAAAACCGGAAAUUGCAGAAAAAUUGAUUGUUUCUUAUUUCAAACUCCGCAGUUUGAUUGUACAGAGAUCAAAGCACUUGGAUGACUCUCUGAACUCUCUUAAGGAAUUCGCAAUGCUUAUGAUGUCAAAGGAAUUCAGUUUAGAUAAAAAUGAUGAUAUUUCUGACAUUCAAAAUCAAACUUUUGAGAACUUUACAGUGUCAAAUUCUGCCACACAAUCAAUGGAAGACAUCAAUCCAGACGAAGACAAUUAUUCAGAUCAUUACGAUGAUUACGGCGACAUUGACGAUGAACAAGACAACACAACACAACCAAUACAAGCAGAGCCAUCUCCACCUCCUUCUCCAGAGAAACAAAACGAAGAAAUAGAAGAAAUAAAGAGCAACAACGAAAACGGUCCUAAACUAAUGAUGAAAGCUGCUGCACAAUGUGUUAAUUUAUGUCCAGAAGUAGCUAUUAGAGAAUUAUGUAACAUUGUUUUUCCACCGAAAAUUGCGAAGAAUUGUCCAGUUGUUACUAAAAAGUUCCCUCCACACGAAGAUUUCCUUCCUGGAAGACUUCCUUCUUCACCUGUUAUGUCGGCAAAGAUCGGUACGCUCAUGAGACACAUAAAGAACAAGAUCUGCACUGACUUAGGAAUGCCAGGAGUUAUAGAAGAUGACCACGGAAUGGAAUUAUUGGUUAACAACAACAUUAUUUCUUUGGAUUUGGAAAUUGAAGAUGUUUACAACAAAGUUUGGCUCCAAAACCACGAAGAUAACUCUCCAAUGGUCGUCAUUUGCAGAAUACAAGGUUUGUCUGGUGAAGCAACAGAACCAAUGAUAACUUCAUUCCCAAGAUCAGAAGAAAACGAAGAAGACCCAGCUACAAAAUACUCUUACACAACUGCUUUGAUUGAAUCCGGCGGUUUAUCUCAAUUAAUUGAUGCUACACAAAUUUCUUUACCAUUCAAAUCUUUAGAAUCAUUGGCCAAAUUAUUGACAGCCUUUGUUUAUGUUCCAAGCAACAGAGCUGCUUUGUUGAAGUUGAAUGGAGUUGAUAAGUUGUUUAGCAUGCUGGAUAAAAUCGUCAAAACAAAUUAUUGCGAUUUGUUCAAUUCAAUUUUGGAAAUUUUACAAAAAUUGACAAAUGAAACUGAAGAAUUUUCCAAUCCAGAAUCAAAGAUUGAUUUCAUCUUCAAUGCUCUUGAAAGUGAUCUUGUAAGGAACAACAACAAAUUGGUUUCUCCUUUGCUUUCAUUAGUUCCAUCUUUGGCUUCUAAAUCCAAGCAAAUUAUGGAGAAGACACUUAACAAAUUCAUGGAGAGAAUCAAACACAAAGAAGACGAAAACAUCAAUUUGUUUGAUAAGCCAGAAUCUCUUUUCAUGUUGAAUGGAUUUGCCGAAUUCACAUUAGCAAUUCCUACAACAACAGAAGGAAACGAAGUCCGUAGUUUGCUCAUGAAACACAAAUUGGUCGAUGAAGCAUUCAAUUAUUUAAUGGGGAAGUUCCCCGCCGAUAAAAGUGUCACUUCUCCGGAAUGGCAAGAAGGAGUUAAAUGCGACGGAGUUCCAAGUUCUCUUAAGAUGCUAGCCGGUCUAGUCAGAGGAUAUGAUACAGCGCAAUCAGAGUUUAUUGUUAAUGACUGCCAGAGAAUCUACUUCCUCAUUUCUCUUUCAGGAGUCGCUUCUACAACUAACAUUGGCGAAUUCGCAAAUAAUGUCUUGUUGAAUGCAACAGAAGAUCCAUCAACAAUUAAAGACAUUAUAUCAAACAUCAAAGCGAAACUCGAACAAGAAGCGAAAGACAAAGCCCAAAAAGACAGAGAAAUCGCAAUCGCAAAAGCAAAUGAGGGAUUAAACAACGAUUUCCUCAAAAUGCUCAAUGAUUUAGGAGAUGAUUCCGAAUGGGGAUGCGUAAUUUGCAAGGAAGGAUUCGAAGAAAGACCUGAUGAACCAUUAUCUCUCUACGUCUACUCCAAUAAGAUUGGUGAUUACGCAAACACUGCAACUCAUUUCGUUUUGGUCCAUAAAAACUGCCACAUGAAAGCGAAAACGAAAGACACAAGAGGAAGACAAGGAUUGAACGAAUGGGAAGCAGCAAUGGUCAGAAACUGCGAAAGACCAUGUAACGCGAUGUUCCCAUUACAAGGACCUUCACAGACAGACAGUGAUUACUUGUCAAAACUCAAUUGUUACGUAAGAGAUGAAACAAAUACGAGCGAUGUUUUCAGACAAGUUUGGUUCGAUGUAACAACUCAUAUAAAGAAUUUCGCCACAAAUACGAACAUUUCGUUUGGAAAUGGUGGUGGAAGUGUUCCAAAUGUUGUUGCAUUGAUUCCUUUCUUAGUUCACGCUGGUUUCAUUGCUCUUGGAGAAGACACAAAAUCAUAUGAGUCGAAAAUGGAGAGAUUGUUAUCUACUGGACAAGAUCCUGAAGAUGCUGCAGCAUUGGCAUUGUGGACAUUGUAUCCUGAAGAGUUUAAUGCAGUUAAAAUCAAAAUGUUAAAGAAUUUGUUGGUUAAAUCUGAAGCAAACAACUUCAAAGAUGCAAAGUCAUCAUUGAUCUUCAUUAUCUUCAUUUCAAGAGCUUUCGAAAUGUUGUAUAAUGAUAGUGGAAUCGAUCCUGUCUUCAAUGGUGGCGAAUUAGUUGUUUCGAACAAAGAUAAGAAGAAGACAGCAAUGAAUGUUCGAACAUUAGUUGUUGAAGAACCAGCGAAAACAAAGAAUGACUGGAUUUUAUUCGGAGAAGAGAUGGAAGACGAAAUUAUGCAAGUCGAUAAUCUCCAGGCUGCACUUCUCAUGGCAGGAAUUAACACAGGAAGUGAUUCACCUGAAGAAUGGUUAGCUAAGCAAGUACAACCUAAAUAA
Messenger RNA from Trichomonas vaginalis G3, 6105 nucleotides. RefSeq names its product E3 ubiquitin-protein ligase ubr4 family. Lineage: Eukaryota; Parabasalia; Trichomonadida; Trichomonadidae. The record is from RefSeq and is a predicted model, not a curated record. The transcript has a single exon. Bases 1 to 6105 code for a protein of 2034 amino acids.